CUCGUGAAGGUUUGCUGACUGAUUUAGAUAUUAGGGAAGAAGUUGACACUUUUAUGUUUGCGGGCCAUGAUACUACAUCGAUGACUAUAUGCUACAUUUUGACACUAUUAGCUGAGCAUAAAGACAUUCAGGAAUGUGUUAGGAACGAAAUCGAUGCUGCUAUGCAAGAGCAUGAAGGGAAAAUUACUAUGAAAUUAUUGCAACAGUUACCAUAUUUGGAGAGAUGUAUAAAGGAAGGAAUGCGCUUGUAUCCCGUCGCAUCUUCUAUAGCACGCACUGUUGAAGAAGACGUAAAAUUACGUACGCAUUAAUUUUUUAUUGUAUUUCUUAAAUAAGAUGAGGAAACGUCAACAUAGUACAAAACAGAUCUUGGUGCUUAAUAAUAAUAUUUUUAUACUCUAAUAAUAUUUUAUACAUGUGAAUCUUAGAAUUUUCAUGCAAACUGCAUGCGCGCCGCAUCGUCGCACUACAAAUUCAAGUAUUUAAAUCUGUAGUCACUUUUUAAGCAUUUAUACGCGUGCUAUAUUUUUACAUAUUUUAUCUAUGUUUUACACAGU
Messenger RNA from Wasmannia auropunctata (little fire ant), 557 nucleotides. Its product is annotated as cytochrome P450 4C1-like. The record is from RefSeq and is a predicted model, not a curated record. The transcript has 3 exons. Gene Ontology annotation, molecular function: heme binding; monooxygenase activity; oxidoreductase activity, acting on paired donors, with incorporation or reduction of molecular oxygen. Lineage: Eukaryota; Metazoa; Arthropoda; Insecta; Hymenoptera; Formicidae. The coding region runs from base 54 to 311 and encodes 85 amino acids.